GGAGCGACGAUUUUCCAGAUAUCAAAUUAGUAAAGUUUUACUAAUUUAAAUUGCUUGCAAUUUGCCGGGUAUUUUAACUAGAUCCCUAUUCUAUAUCAAAAAAACCAUCCUGCUUCUACUAAAUACACAGGUCUCAUGUAUUCCCAUAGAGGGAGAACGUAUACUCAAUUAUGUACGCAGGAAGAUAGAAUACCAAAUAAAAAUGAUGUAUUUUUAUCAUGUCGAGUCUCUCUCGCGAUGAGUUCCAAGGUCCAUAGCAGCUGGAGAGCCCUCCAAAUCAAGUCCUCCAAGUCCUACCAAUCCUGCCAAUCCUGCCAAUCCUACCCAAUUCAUGCUACAAAAGGUUUAUAUAAUCAUCCCCUCACGUCUCGGCGUCCCCUCAAACAUAUAUAAUUGCAACCCUUUGGUCUUGUCAUGCAAAGAUGCCGGAAACGGUGGGACACAGAUUUGGGAAAGUAGGUGCGAAAGUAUGUUUCGUGAUUCUAUACGGUAUAUACAAGGUUGUAAAAUUCACUUACAACACCACAUCAGAUACCGUUGAUGCUGGAUAUAAAGCCUGCAACCUUUACCGUGUCAACACACGUCGGUUACCCAAGUCCAAGCCCAUAGCCACGGAGUCACCUGGAUCCAAUAUGAAUGCCACCACAGGCAGGGCCACCUCAUUUCUACACUUACCGCCAGAGAUCCGCCUCUACAUAUACUAUCUCACACUGAAACGGAAUGCCGUUACACAGGUCAACUCUUGUUACCCGCUCUGGGGGUCCCGUCCUGUCAGCUGGGCUGUAGGGCAGGGUAUCCGUAGCGACGACGAUGAGCCUAGCGAGUCACUGCGCAUCAUUAUCGGGCUAGGUGGCUCUGCCUUGAAACAACUGGUCGCUCCGCCGAGACGCGGUUGCGUGAGCUACGGUUGCAUAUCGAGGCUAAUAUGCGGCGAAAGGUCGCACUUCGUCCCGGGAUGGGUGGAAUCUGAGAAAGUAGUAUUCUAUACUGAUCUGAUGCGCACGUGUCGUGUCGUGUACGGCGAGGUCCUAGACAUACUGUAUUCGGAAAACACCAUCUCGUUGUUCGGCGCUGAGAUGGCGCGCUACUUUUGUCGAAACGCAAGCCCCGAGGGUCUUCGCAGGGUGCGUUUCGUACACUUGGCGCUCAUUAUGCCAUCCACCGGCUGGGACUCGUCAUCGCAGCAGAAGACUAUUCGUGGAGCAAUGCGCAUUCUCCAGGAAUCCCUCUUGGGUCUACAACAGCUUGACGUAGAAGUGGUGCUUACAUGGGGUCAACCUAAGGACCCGCGACGAUUCUGGGAUUGGUUGAAGGAUGAAGUGUUUGGACAACUUCGUGGACUACAAACAUUUGUGCUGAAGGUUUCCGUAUAUAAGCCAUUCGCGCCGCCGGAAGUAGGAGGUUACGCUGCAUGGAUGCCUCAGUGUGAGCCUUUAGACUCAUGGCGUGAUGGUCAAUACCGAGCUUUGAAGGACAGGGCGACCUCAUCAGAUGAAGCAGUAAUGUGAUAGGGUUCUUGGAUGCUCAUGUCCACUUAGGCAUUGAGGUAUAU
Messenger RNA from Hypoxylon fragiforme, 1552 nucleotides. RefSeq lists its product as uncharacterized. The record is from RefSeq and is a predicted model, not a curated record. The coding region runs from base 423 to 1508 and encodes 361 amino acids. The transcript has a single exon. Lineage: Eukaryota; Fungi; Ascomycota; Sordariomycetes; Xylariales; Hypoxylaceae.